AGGUGAUACACGGAUAAGUGCAUGUAUAAUUGAAUUGAAUUGGAGAGUAAAAAUACAAAAAGCAGAGAGAGGAAAUAUUUUAUUAACCUAUUAGCCCAUCUUUGACGAACGCUUCUCGCGCACAGGGUGCACAGAAGCAGGAGGAGAAAAUGGAACUGCAGCUUCAUUCGCGGGAAAUGUUUGAAUGUUUGAACAAAAUGAGGAAGGACCAAUCAUACACUGACGUCGUCCUUUGCGUAAAGGGAAAAUCUUUCCACGCUCACAAAGUUGUUCUUGCUGCUUCCAGCCGCUUUUUUGACGCGAUGUUUUCUGCUGGGAUGAAAGAAAACGCGCAGACUGAGGUGGAACUGAAAGAAGAUGGCUUGACGGAAGAAGCAUUUGAACUGCUGCUGAAUUUCAUAUACUCUUCCAUCCUUCCGCUAAAUGAAAACAGUGUUGUCGAAAUUUUGGAAGCUGCAGAUCAUUUAGAGAUUUUGAGCGUGGUUAGAAAAUGCUCCCUAUUCAUAAUAAACAAUCUCAGUGAGGAAAAAUUCGACCUGGAGACAAGACUAAAAAUCCUAAGACUGGCCGAUCGACACCACCUGGCAGAGCUACACGAAGAGAUCUUACGUGCAUUAGCGUUAAAGUUUGGAGAGAUUUGUGAGGAUAAAGCGUUCAUACAGAACAUAACCGCAGACGAGUUGCUUCUCCUUCUUUCACGCAACGAUCUAAGUGUGCCGUCAGAGACAUUUCUCUUCAAGAGCGUGAUUGCUUGGAUCAAGUUCGACGAAGAAAACAGGUUGUCGCACGCUGCCAGACUUUUCGACAAAGUGCGGUUGGUUCUCGUUGACAUUAUGGUCGUCCUUGAAGAACUCGAAUCCGAAGAGUUCAGAAAGAUUCCCGAGUGUUUCUCAUUUAUGCAUACGUGCUUGUUGCAGCAUGUCCGUCCAUUUCUGUGUUCUCCUUUCGCUCAAGAAAAAGGAAUGCCGCGUGUCUCGUCUAAGGCAAGUGUGUCCUCCCGGGUAUAAAUUUCCCAUUUCAUUAUUGACAGGUCACGCGAUCUGUUUCGUGUCACUCCCUCGUAAUUAGCCGUCUCUCUUGCGGUGCAAAUUUAGGCGCGAAGAAUGGCGGGGUGCACUAUUGGGUUAGGGGCCGGUGGUGAAGUGCAAGAGGUCAAAACGCACGUGAUCAGAUUGUGUUUGUUCACAGCGCACUAUAGUGGAUAGCACUUGCCGGCAUGAAAAUCGUACUCUAAGGGCUUCUGUUCACUCAUAAGAACGGUGAUUACUGUAGCCUGCGUAGCAGGCGCUAGGAAAUAAAUGGGCGAAAUGAAAAAAAACGCGCAGGCUAUGAUUACUGUAACGGAGCACGAUGGCGAAAGCGGAGCGUUACAUAUCGGAUAGUUUCUGUCACACUUUGGUGUAGUGUGAACAGGUAUUCAGACCGUAGGACUAGAACCCAACAGCCAACUGCUUUGGCAAAGUCUCGUGCCCAGGCCAGUUCGCGCUAUCCGAGUUACCAGAGGAGGCUUGGAACCGAGUGCGAGUUUUCCCGACAUGCUUGACAGGUGACGUCACAUCCGAAAUCGCCGAGGACGACUGGGAACGAGGCUGGCUUUGGCAUGAUAUUCGAUGUGUGUGCAGGACUUGUUCCAGUCCUGUGCCGUUGCAGUUUACACUAUGUCGAAUGGGAUAGCAUUUCGUGCUAACCGGUAUAGUGUGAACAUCGUUUUAGUGGGAGUCCAAAAGAUUUUCCAAAAGAAAUUUACCUGCACACGUGCCACGCAUGCGAAAAAGUAACCUGGAGAUUAGGAUUGUGGGGUCCUCUGGUCGCCAGCAAUGAUGUCUUUUUCCCAUGAUGAAGGUCGAUUUUAGCAAUUCGCCCGUUGCGGUCGUGAAAAUAUUUUUACCAGACUCUGGUAAAUAUAUUUUCACGACCGCAUAGAGCUAAACUGAAAUAUGGCCUUAUCUCAGGUAGCUGAAACUUUUGCGAUUUUUUCAAUGCAAUUUAUUUCAUUCAUUUAAGUAACAAAUGCUCUGUCUGAUUUUUUAUCCAGGCCCUUGUGUCGCUUUCAUUAACAGGUGGAACCAAAUUUUUCAACAUUGAGUCCAAAACCUGGGAACCACUUCAUGGCCUUAAAUUACCAAGUCUACAAAGAAAGCCAGCCAUACUUUUCACUGGUAAUCACCUUUUCCUUUUUGAUGAGAAAGACGUCCACCAGUAUCAGAUUGAUACAAGCACUUGGACAGUGCUUCCACCCAUGAAGACUGCCCAUGAAAAUUUCCAGGCCUGCGUGUGUGAAGAUUUCCUGUACGUAAUUGGUGGUGCUGAGGCCAAUCACAGUGUUAUAUCAGAGAGAUUUAGUUUCUCCAAGAAGAUGUGGCAGUACAUUUCUUUCCAUGAAGAGCUAGGCUUACAUGGUUGUGCUGUGGCUGUACACAAAGGUUGCAUUUAUUCCAUCGGAGGUUCUUGGGCAGAUGGGGGUGCUGGUCGCGAGGUCUGUAGAUUUGACCCAGCCAAAAAUGUCUGGACAAAGUUGGAAAGGACCAAACACAGCCACACCCACGCAUGCGCAUUUGAAGUCAAUGAAAGGUUGUAUCUGGCAGGUGGCAAAACAGAACCGCCAAGCAAACGUCAAAGAGGGCUUAUUCCAUCCAGGUAUGUGGAAGUUUAUGAUGAAGAGAAUGACCAAUGGCAUGACGUUCCACAACCCCGUAUACCCCCUAGUAAUUACGGGGCUAUAGAAAUCGAAAAUCAUAUUUUCUUCAUACUUGGAAACUUUGCCUACAACAGUGGGGUGAAAAUUGAGGAGAGCGAGGUUUAUCAGGUCGACUUGGAGGAGUGGGAGCCGAUGAGUCACGUGGAUGAUGACGCGGUGUUUGUCUACAUGCCAGUGAACAGAGAUGGAGCGCCUGAAAAUCCUAGUCAAACUGAGGAAGCAUCCAACGAAUUAUUGUUGGAGACGGAUAAACUUUCUGAGGACUGAAUAACGUUUAGUUGUCAGUCAGGGCCUCAUUACAUUGUAUAUAAAAAUACAGAUAUGCUCAUAACCUCGAGCGUUUUUCAUUCAAAAAUGUUCUCAUUCAUAGUUUAGCUUAGUUUUAAAUACCAUCCACUAGAACAUUUUUAAUUAGUUCAAUUUACAAUGUAAGAACGAGUCAGGUAACGAAGUACAGAACUGUUAAGUUCAUCAACAGUCACGAAAUUAUGACUUUAAUUUGAGAGACUAAUACCAAUUUGGUCAUGGUUUUCUGUGCCACACCCAAUCACGUGUGAUAAACAGUUCCAGGGGUUCAGAACCAUCUCACCAGUUAGAGUCGAACAACAUAGACUGUAUUUAACAUUCAUUGAAAAC
Molecule: messenger RNA, 3334 nt
Organism: Porites lobata
Lineage: Eukaryota; Metazoa; Cnidaria; Anthozoa; Scleractinia; Poritidae
Source: the annotation of a GenBank genome assembly